Messenger RNA from Camelus dromedarius (Arabian camel), 1992 nucleotides. RefSeq names its product BSCL2 lipid droplet biogenesis associated, seipin (gene BSCL2). Lineage: Eukaryota; Metazoa; Chordata; Mammalia; Artiodactyla; Camelidae. Bases 510 to 1901 code for a protein of 463 amino acids. The transcript has 12 exons. The record is from RefSeq and is a predicted model, not a curated record. Gene Ontology annotation, biological process: lipid storage; lipid droplet organization. Gene Ontology annotation, cellular component: endoplasmic reticulum membrane.
GCAAGCCUUUCUACCUGCCGCACCCACCACCACAUCUAUUGACUGAUGAUCCUCUCCCCCAAGAACGCUAACACAGGAGCUGUCCUCUGAGACUGUACGACUUUAUUCUUCAAAUGGCUUUGCCCUUCCAAUAGCUCCAGGCAUCCUGAGUCUGGGCUAGAGCCCUCCCCAAAGCAGCUGGAAGGAGCUGAGACCCAGGCAGACUACCCCCUCAAAUGGGGUGGUCUGGACCUGUGACAACCCCUGCAUUGGAGUCCGUACUGGCUGCGGGAGACCCUGCUCAUUUGAAAAUCUGACAUCAGCUGGGCAGUCGCCCCCCUCCUCCCCUCCUCCCGCUACUCUGACACAGCAUUUAGCGUCUGAAUCUUCGUUUCUCUCCCAGGGACCCUUCAUUCUCCAUAUCCAGGAAAAUAUGAUGGGCUACAGGUAUCAGCUUCUAGAUCACCACUUAACAUUCUAGCCACAAGUGACAAGUGGAAAAUCCAGGGGCAACGAGGUCCAUCAGGAAGAUGUCUAAAGAAAUGGUAGACCAAAGAGAAGAAGGAGAAGCUGGAGGAAAAGAGACAUGCAGAGACCAGAUCAAAGAAUCGGACAAAGAAGAGGAACCACCAGCUGCUUCAUCCCAUGGCCAGGGGUGGCGUCCAGGUGGCAGAACACUUAGGAACUCAAGGCCUGAACCCGGGGCCAGACCCCCUGCACUCCCCAACAUGGUCAAUGACCCACCAGUACCUGCCUUACUGUGGGCCCAGGAGAUGGGCCACGUCCUGGCAGGCCGUGCCCGCAAGCUGCUGCUGCAGUUUGGGGUGCUGUUCUGUACCAUCCUCCUCCUGCUCUGGGUGUCUGUCUUCCUCUAUGGCUCCUUCUACUAUUCCUACAUGCCGACAGUCAGCCACCUCAGCCCUGUGCAUUUCUACUACAGGACCGACUGUGAUUCCUCCACCUCCUUACUUUGCUCCUUCCCUGUUGCCAAUGUCUCACUGGUUAAGGGCGGCCGUGAUCGGGUGCUGAUGUAUGGCCAGCCAUACCGCAUUACCUUAGAGCUUGAGCUGCCAGAGUCUCGUGUGAAUCAAGAUCUGGGCAUGUUCUUGGUCACCAUUUCAUGCUACACCAGAGGCGGCCGAAUCAUCUCCACCUCUUCACGCUCCGUGAUGCUGCAUUACCGCUCGGACCUGCUCCAGAUGCUGGACACUCUGGUCUUCUCCAGCCUCCUGCUGUUUGGCUUUGCAGAGCAGAAGCAGGUCCUGGAGGUGGAACUAUACCCAGAAUACAGAGAGAACUCGUAUGUGCCGACCACCGGGGCCAUCAUCGAGAUCCACAGCAGGCGCAUCCAGCUAUACGGAGCCUACCUGCGCAUCCACGCCCACUUCACUGGGCUCAGGUACCUGCUGUACAACUUCCCGGUGACGUGCGCCUUCAUCGGCGUCGCCAGCAACUUCACCUUCCUCAGCGUCAUCGUGCUCUUCAGCUACAUGCAGUGGGUGUGGGGGGGCAUCUGGCCCCGGCACCGCUUCUCUUUACAGGUGAACAUCCGAAAAAGGGACAGUUCCCGAAAGGAAGGCCAGCGAAGGAUCUCUGCCUCUCAGCCAGGAGGCACAGGGCCCCAAGGCCAGGAGGAGUCCACUCAGCUGUCACCUGUUACAGAGGAUGGUGAGAACCAGGCAGAUCCUUCGGGGCCAGAGGGCCAGCUGUGUGAGGAGGAGAAAUCAGAUCAGCAGCCCCUGAGUGGAGAGGAGGAGCUAGAGCCCGAGGCCAGUGACGGUUCAGGCUCCUGGGAAGAUGCAGCUCUGCUGACGGAGGCCAACCUGCCUGCUUCUGCCCCUGCCCUUGCCCCAGAGACCGUGGGCAGUUCUGAACCCUCUGCAGGCACUGUCCGACAGCGCCCCAUUUGCUCCAGUUCCUGAAAGGACCAGGGCAGAGUGGCCACAUUCCAGCCCUUUCCCACCUGACCCCUUUCCCUUCCCGUGGCUUCCCCAAUAAACUAUUUUCGUGCCA